UCUUGGCUCAACCCCAUAGGCUCCAUCCAAACAGAGAUAAUUAUAUUUUUUCUUGUUUCCUUCGUUAAUUUCUACGACUGUUUCCGGCCGCAGCAUCGGGAAUGGAUGUACGCCGGCGGUCACCUAAACCACCACGUGUUGUUGGAGGAAGCAAUCGUCAUGAUAACGUAACUGAGAAACGGUCGCCGUCUCCUGCGCCUAAAGCGUCGGACGCGUUGCCGCUUCCUCUCUACCUGACAAACGCCAUUUUCUUCACGCUCUUCUUUUCCGUUGCGUAUUACCUGUUGCACCGAUGGCGUGACAAGAUCCGAAACUCAACUCCGCUUCACGUGGUCACGCUUUCCGAAAUCGCUGCCAUUGUGUCGCUCAUCGCUUCGUUCAUAUACUUACUCGGAUUUUUCGGCAUUGACUUCGUACAGUCGUUCAUCUCACGCGCUUCUAAUGACGCUUGGGAUCUGGACGAAGAAACUGAAACAAUAAUUAGUUGCCAUCCAGCCUCUUCCCCCAUCACGAUUGCCAAAUUAGUCAAACCCGAGCCGAUAAUUACGACUUUGUCCUCCAUUGAGGACGAGGAAAUUGUUAAGGCCGUUUUGGACGGUACGAUUCCGUCAUACUCACUUGAAUCAAAGAUUGGGGACUGUAAACGGGCAGCUGAGAUUCGACGCGAGGCGCUUCAGAGAAUGACUGGUAGAUCAUUACAAGGAUUACCGUUGGAUGGAUUUGAUUACCAGUCCAUUUUAGGUCAGUGUUGUGAAAUGCCAGUGGGAUAUGUGCAGAUUCCAGUUGGAAUCGCUGGACCGUUAUUGCUUGAUGGAUUUGAACACACUGUACCCAUGGCGACGACUGAAGGGUGUUUGGUUGCGAGUACUAAUAGAGGGUGUAAGGCAAUCUAUGCGUCUGGUGGGGCCACCAGUGUGCUUUUGAGAGAUGGGAUGACGAGGGCGCCGGUUGUGAGAUUUGGGAGUGCUAAGAGAUCUGCCGAAUUGAAGCUAUUCUUGGAGGAUCCUAACAAUUUUGAAACUUUGUCCGUCGUUUUUAACAGGUCGAGUAGAUUUGCAAGGCUCCAACAUAUUAAAUGCUCUAUGGCUGGGAAGAAUCUUUAUGUUAGAUUUAGUUGUGGCACAGGUGAUGCAAUGGGAAUGAACAUGGUUUCUAAAGGAGUUCAGAAUGUCCUUGAAUUUCUUCAAAAUGAUUUUCCUGAUAUGGAGGUUAUUGGUAUAUCUGGAAACUUUUGUUCAGACAAGAAACCUGCUGCUGUAAAUUGGAUUGAAGGACGUGGCAAAUCAAUUGUUUGUGAGGCAACAAUCAGGGAAGAGGUGGUGAAAGAGGUUUUAAAAACUAAUGUAGCUACUCUGGUAGAGCUCAACAUGCUAAAGAACCUUGCUGGCUCUGCUGUUGCUGGUGCUCUUGGUGGGUUUAAUGCCCAUGCUGCCAACAUUGUCUCUGCAAUCUUUAUAGCAACUGGCCAGGAUCCAGCACAAAAUGUUGAGAGUUCUCAUUGUAUUACCAUGAUGGAAGCUGUCAAUGACGGUAAGGAUCUGCAUAUCUCUGUGACAAUGCCAUCUAUCGAGGUUGGUACAGUUGGAGGGGGAACUCAACUUGCAUCUCAGUCUGCUUGCCUGAAUUUGCUUGGUGUGAAAGGUGCGAGCAAAGAAUCUCCUGGAUCAAACUCGAGGCUCUUGGCCAGGAUUGUUGCUGGUGCAGUUCUUGCAGGGGAGCUCUCUCUGAUGUCUGCCAUUGCAGCUGGUCAACUCGUCAAGAGUCACAUGAAAUACAACAGAUCAAACAAAGAUGUAUGCAAAGCUGCAUCAUAAAUGGCGAUGUGGAUGCAUCAUUUUAAAAUGCAGUAGAAAUAAACAUUGAAUGAAGAUGAAGAUAAAGAAAAAGGGUAGGAAAGGAUGAAAGCAAGACAAUGACAGAUGUUUGGCGCCAAUAUGGAACUGUGAACAGAUUCUUUAAUAGCUGUAAAGUUGGACUAUCUUAUGAAGUGAGGAAAUAGUAAUAUAACGUGGCCAGCCAUGUGGUGUUUCUUCCUUGUCACCAAUUGUGUUGCUUUGGGUCAGAUGGCAUGUUCUCUACAACCUGGAAUAGUAAGGCCCCUCCGACCCUAAAUAUUUGGUAUGUGUUGUGUCCAAGUAGGGAAGUUUUUAUGGUAGUAGGUGUUAACAUGGGACACCGUCUGUCUUUAUCUUUUGUCACUUUUUAUACAGGAUUGUGACCUGCCCCAGACACCGGUUUGAUCUGAUUUGUUUUGGGUAACGCAAUCUAAUCAUUGGCUUGUAAUUAUUCUUCAGUUGUGUUGUGUGAUAUUGUUCUGAAUUUCUUGUUAAUCAUUAAUUCCAGUUAUUUCCAUUAAGUUAUUCAAA
This is a messenger RNA of Mangifera indica (mango), 2366 nucleotides long. Its product is annotated as 3-hydroxy-3-methylglutaryl-coenzyme A reductase 1. Bases 102 to 1814 code for a protein of 570 amino acids. Gene Ontology annotation, cellular component: peroxisomal membrane; endoplasmic reticulum membrane. The transcript has 4 exons. The record is from RefSeq and is a predicted model, not a curated record. Gene Ontology annotation, biological process: sterol biosynthetic process; isoprenoid biosynthetic process; coenzyme A metabolic process. Gene Ontology annotation, molecular function: hydroxymethylglutaryl-CoA reductase (NADPH) activity; protein binding. Lineage: Eukaryota; Viridiplantae; Streptophyta; Magnoliopsida; Sapindales; Anacardiaceae.